CUGCGCAAAUUGCAACUGCGCGCCGACGCGGCUCGCCUAGCAAUGCGCCGCGUUGCGCCUCGGGCUUUGUUGUUAGUUUCGGGGCGCGCGCGCCCGGAGCGGGCCCGCCCUCUUGGUAGGGCGCCGGGAUGCGUCCGGAAUUGGCCGGGACGCCACUCACGGGACGGAAGCCGCCCGGGGGAAGACGCGGGCUUUAUCUGCCUACACGUUGACGAUGGGCUGGCCUUCGGUGACGCGGAGUUCUACAAGAAGGAGAUCCGGGGAAGCCGCCGCGCGGAUGGGGGCUACAGACGUGAAGCCGGGGGCGGUGAAAUACCUCGGAG
Amoebophrya sp. A120 is the source of this 323-nucleotide messenger RNA. The record is from the annotation of a GenBank genome assembly. NCBI's taxonomy places the organism in Eukaryota, Dinophyceae, Syndiniales, Amoebophryaceae.